Molecule: messenger RNA, 1962 nt
Organism: Patella vulgata (common limpet)
Lineage: Eukaryota; Metazoa; Mollusca; Gastropoda; Patellidae
Product: histone deacetylase complex subunit SAP18
Exons: 3
Coding region: 92-556 (154 amino acids)
Biological process (GO): negative regulation of DNA-templated transcription
Cellular component (GO): nucleus
Molecular function (GO): transcription corepressor activity; transcription factor binding
Source: RefSeq, a predicted model, not a curated record
AAGCAAUUUCCAGUUCAAGUCUACUUCCGUUCCUAAACAGGUCACCGAUUUUAAGUUCCGGGUCACGCGUGCAUCCAAGAAAAUACCGAAAAUGGCGACCAUCGGAUCGCUUAUUGUUGAAGAUCAACGUGAGCCUGAAAAACCCAUUGACAGAGAAAAGACAUGUCCGCUGCUGUUGAGGGUUUUCUGUAGCAUGGGACGACAUCAUAACGUGUCAGAGUUUGCUCGUUCUAAUACUCCAGCAAAUGAAUUGCAGAUAUAUACAUGGAUGGAUGCCACAUUAAAAGAAUUGACUAGUCUAGUAAAAGAAGUUAAUCCAGAUGCCAGAAGAAAAGGAACAUUUUUUGAUUUUGCUAUUGUGUAUCCCGAUCCCAGAACACCUACAUAUAGGUUACGUGAAAUAGGAACUACAUGUUGUGGCAGAAAAUCUGCAGAUGAUAAUGUAACAUUAGCUAACAAAAAAUUUCAGAUAGGUGAUUAUUUGGACAUUGCCAUUUCUCCUCCGAGAGCUGGUGGUGGACCUUCCCCAAUGAUGAGAUCUCGACGUCCAUAUUAAAUAUACAUGUAAAUCAUCCAUUUUAAGAAGCAUUUGUAUAUUUUACACAUUUUAAGGAGAUGGUUUGUCUGUUUUUAUUCAGUAAAUAUAGGUACGAUAAGGAGAUAUUUAAUUAAAUGUCCCGGAAUUGAAUUUACCGGUUAUUGGUACUGGUAGAACUGCAUUCCAGGCUGUCACUCAACUGCAAUUUUCUCAAUUCGAAACAUUUCAGACUCUCACAAGUGAACCCCUCCAUUUUCAAUUUUUAUAACAUCCAAGAAACCAGAAUUGACACACCUAAUGAUAGUAACCCACAUCAAUUAACGAUGAGUAGCUGAUGUUAAUUCUGUAGUGUAGGUAUAUGUCAAUAUUAUCUGAGGUCCCGUGUACCUACACAUAAAAGAUCCCUUGUCAAUUGGAAUACAAUAUAAGAGAAAGCUGUAGCGCCACUCUCUGGGUAAAAUUUCACUCAUUGCACAUUUUAUGGCAUUAGCCAAGUCUGAGCAGAGCAGUGGAACAAUAAACCCCAUUUCAUUUCAUUUAUAUAUAUGAUCCCAUGGCAGUUGAAAUUCAGUAUAAGAGACAGCUGUAGCACCACUGUCCGGGUAACAUUUUACUCAUAGCACACUUUAUGGCAUAUGCCCAUCUUCAUGAGCCAAGUCUGAGCAGAACAAUGGGACAAUAAAACCCAUUUCAUUUCAUUUAUAUAUAUGAUCCCUUGGCAGUUGAAAUUCAGUAUAAGAGACAGCUGUAGCACCACUGUCUGGGUAAAAUUUUAUUCAUAGCAUAUUUUAUGGCCUAUGCCCAUCCUCAUUAGCCAAGUUGGAGCAGAACAGUAGGAUGUUAAACCCCAUUUCAUUUCAUUCAUUAAAUUAGCAUUACACACAUACAUUAGGUGUUAGGGACAAUAAACUCUAUUUCAUCCCAUUUAUAUAGUGAAUCAUUAUUGAAUAGAAACACAUUAAACUUUUUUAAUGUCAUCAGUGUCGAAGAGUAAAUGAUGUUAGAAAGUUGGAUGUUUCAAACUUAAGUUUCAGUGGUGAAAACUAUUCCAACCAGAUUUCUUUGCAAGCUAUUAACAUUUGUAAAUUAGGCAUACAUGAUGAAUAUUUUGAUAUAGUGUUAUUAACAACAGCAGUGAAAUGUACAUAUACAGUAUACCAGUCAAAAGAUUUAGACAAAUAAGCUCAAUCACAUUUGUUUUAAUUAAUAAAUUUUACCAAAAUGGAGUCUUUAAUCUAGAAGAUAAUUGGCUCGUAUGCAAUAAUGUCCAUUUAUUUUAGCUGAUAUAAACACCCACAUUAAUUCAUUUAAAGUGUAAUUAUAUGUAUCUUUUUAAUAGAUUCAGAAGUCUUAAAUAAAAAAAUGAUUUUGAAUUAUUUGACAUCCAUUUGUAAUAAAAUGCAAAAUAAAUUGCAAUAAUUUUA